CAGCCACUACUAAGGUCUUCUAACGUGUUGGUCGUAUGUGCUGUCCACCCAUUUAGUAGUAUCAGUAGUAUGGGCUUGGGAGCGCUGUCGAGCUUGGUUGGCUUGGUAGUGUUGGCCACAGUGGUGUUGGCAGUGCUGGGUAGUUGGUGAGCUGUUUGGUCAAACUUGUUCGUGGACAAGGGACGAAAUUUGCUGAAGUGUGCUGGGUGUGCCUGAAAAAUGGCGCAUACGAACACAUCAUCGGUGCUGCCCGGACUUUACCUCGAGCUCAGUCGGCACGGGAAGAGUGGAGAGUACGACCGAGCCCUGAAAGUUUGCGACAAAAUAUUGCAUGAGUUUCCGACUGAAGAAAAAGCACUGCAAUGCAAAGUGGUGUCCCAUAUCCAGUUGGGAAAUUUCAAGGAUGCGGUCGACGUCAUCAAUAAAAACGCGAAGAAUAUCGGUGACGUGACAUUUGAGAAAGCGUACUGCCUCUACCGACUGAACGACAUCAAGGAAGCGUGGAAGCUUAUAAAUAGUACUGCCAGUCAGAGCUUCAAAGUUAAAGAGCUCAAGGCACAAGUUCUCUAUCGGCUUGAGAACUACCAAGAGUGCUUCGAAGUGUACAAGGAUUUAAUCAAGAAUUCUGAGGACGAGUAUGAAGAGGAGCGCGAGACCAAUCUGGCUGCAGUGGUUGCAUGUCUGACGGCGCAGCUGGAACAAGAGGUCAAGGGGGCCCCCGAGCUCAGGGAACACACGUACGAGCUGUGCUACAAUAAAGCUUGCAUCCUGCUCGGACUUUCCAAGUAUGCCGACUCGCUCAAGAAGCUUUUGCAAGCUGAAGAGCUAUGCAAAAAAACACUGGAAGAGAAUGAUGACCCGGAGGAAGAAAUUGAGGACGAACUUGCAAUAGUAAGGACUCAGCUAGGCUACACAAAGCAGAAGCUUGGCCAUUCUGACCAAGCAAUGAAACUGUACAACCUUGUCUUGAAACAGCGGCCAUCCGACAAUGCAAUUGCUGCAGUUGCUGCUAACAAUAUAGUUACUGUGAACAAGGACCAGAAUGUCUUCGACUCGAAGAAAAAGAUGAAGAUGGCUGUGUCCGAGGGCCUCGAAAGCAAGCUGACCUCGCAGCAGCGGAGGGCCAUUGCACUCAACCACUGCCUCCUCCUCUACCACACUGGCCAGGCAGAACAGUGUGGCAAAGCCAUUGCUGCCUUCGAAAAGAACUUUACCAGUGCGGGCGAUGAGGCCAUCCUUCUCAAGGCUGCUGCGGUGCACUGCAAGGAGAAGCAGCUGGAGAAGGCGGUGCAGCUCCUCAAGGACUACGCAGUUCGCAACCCGAGCCGGUCCCAGGCGAUAUCCUUCACCUUGGCCCAGCUGUUGUUGUCGCAGGGCCACAUCAACGAUUGCUGCGACAUACUCAAAUCCCUUGGCAACACCACCUACCGGUUGGGCGUCAUUGCCGCUCUCGUAACCUUGUACAAGAGUCUGGAAGACAAGGAGGCGGUCGCCGCCAUCUUCGCAGAUGCCAUCGCGUGGUACAAGAAAAAUAAGCCGCGCUCAUCGGAGCUGAACCUUGUGACGCGGGAGAGUGCCAAGUUCCACCUGGCCAAUGGCCGGGUUCAGGAGGCGGCCAACAUGCUGGAGGAACUGCGCAAGGCGGACCCGCAUGACCCCAAGAUCUUGGCCCAACUCAUCUCGGCCUACUCUGCCUUUGAUCCCAAGAAGGCCAAGCAGGUGAGCAUGGACCUUCCGCCAGCAGAGGAGAUAACGCGCCAGGUGGACGUGGACACGUUGGAAACAACGUCAUGGACUAUGGGCGUGCGCUACGUCAAGAAGGUGACCAAGGCAGAGGCCUCGCCAGCGAGCCGGGCCCAGGACAUUGUCAAGAAGAAAAAGAAGAAGAAGAAGGGCAAGCUGCCAAAGAACUUUGACCCCAACGUGGAUCCGGAUCCAGAACGCUGGUUGCCACGGCACGAGCGGUCCACCUACAAAAAGCGCAAGGACAGAAGGGGUGCUGCCAGUGGCAUCGGCAAGGGGACUCAAGGAGCUGUUGGAUCAGCUUCAGAAGUGGAUGCCACGCAGAGGACCACCCAGCUGCAGAGCCCUGCCCCCGGAUCCCAGCCAUCGCCCGGCGCACAGCCACAGCUGGGACCCAGGCAACAGAGACCGCUGCCAGCACAGAAAAAGAAGAAGAAAAAGGGUGGGCGCUGGUGAAGCAGCGCAAAGCGCAGUGCCCGAGUUUGGGGCUGGUGGCUGCUCAUAUUACCGUCAAGCCCUGCAGGCUGUUUUUUUAUAAACGGUUUUUGAAUUCA
Messenger RNA from Ixodes scapularis (black-legged tick), 2297 nucleotides. RefSeq names its product signal recognition particle subunit SRP72 (gene Srp72). Gene Ontology annotation, molecular function: 7S RNA binding; protein binding; ribosome binding. Gene Ontology annotation, biological process: SRP-dependent cotranslational protein targeting to membrane. Bases 220 to 2199 code for a protein of 659 amino acids. The transcript has 17 exons. Gene Ontology annotation, cellular component: signal recognition particle, endoplasmic reticulum targeting. Lineage: Eukaryota; Metazoa; Arthropoda; Arachnida; Ixodida; Ixodidae. The record is from RefSeq and is a predicted model, not a curated record.